Molecule: messenger RNA, 2879 nt
Organism: Nelumbo nucifera (sacred lotus)
Lineage: Eukaryota; Viridiplantae; Streptophyta; Magnoliopsida; Proteales; Nelumbonaceae
Biological process (GO): intracellular monoatomic cation homeostasis
Cellular component (GO): mitochondrial inner membrane
Molecular function (GO): calcium ion binding; ribosome binding
Source: RefSeq, a predicted model, not a curated record
GAGACCACUCUCUCUCUGAAAAUACUGCAUAUAAAUUUCUUCUUCUCCAAGAUCCUUCGCCAUUUUUUAGUCUUUUGGUAUCUCGUUCUUCAAUUCAUUUCUCGUCGAAUAUCGAUCAUUUUAUAGUCCAGAGGAAUAAGCAACUAAGCAAGCGCCUCCAUUAUCGAAAGCUUAAUUGGGCGGGGUUGUAAGAGAUAUGACCAUAGUUCUCUCUGGGAGGGGGGAAAGUAUCAACAAUGGCUUCCAGAGCACUUCUCAGAAGGAAAAGGUUCCUUUUCGAUUGCCUCAACACACCCUCUCGCUCGAUUCAAGGUCUGUCGAGUUUUGGGCAUGGUCGAACAGCUCAGUAUCUGGAUUCACGGAUUUCGACGUGGGAGUCUCACCAUCCUUCCGCAGAGUUUGACCGUAGAAGGGAGGAGAAUGUUGGUUCAGUGGCCAAAGAAGAAUUAAUUAACUUUUCAGCAGCUGGAUUCGUUAAGAAGAGUUCUUUUGGAUUUCCGAUAUCGGGGUGGGGAAAUGGAAGAUCGGAGUUUACAUCCACAUUGGCAGUUAGGUGGAUGUCGCAAUCUAUUAGGAAUGCAUCCACAGCCACAGCCGGACAACCCGAAUUCAGCACUGGAGAUGAAGGAAAUGAAGAACAGGUUGCUAAACAGAAAAAGGAGGCAUCCCCUGAGGAAUGUGAUCAAGCUGUUGAAGGUUUGAGCUCAGCAAAGGCUAAAGCAAAAGCUAAGAAGUUGCAAGAAUCCCAAAAGAGUGCGAAGUCCAUACUACAGAGAGUCUGCGCUACUCUGUUGGGGAUUGGUCCUGCAUUGAGGGCUAUUGCUUCUAUGAGCAGGGAGGACUGGGCCAAGAAGCUUCGUUAUUGGAAAGAUGAAUUUAAGGCAACUAUGCAACAUUAUUGGUUGGGUACCAAACUACUCUGGGUUGAUAUUAGGAUCAGUUCUAGAUUACUCCUAAAACUUGCCAGUGGGAAGAGUCUCUCUAGGAGGGAGAGGCAACAAUUGACACGUACUACAGCCGACAUUUUCAGGCUAGUUCCUUUUGCAGUUUUUGUGAUAGUUCCAUUUAUGGAAUUCUUACUGCCGGUAUUCCUGAAAUUAUUCCCCAACAUGUUGCCAUCUACUUUCCAGGACAAGAUGAAAGAACAGGAAUCACUGAAAAGGAGACUUAAUGCAAGAAUAGAGUAUGCAAAGUUUCUUCAAGACACAGUCAAAGAAAUGGCAAAGGAAGUCCAAAACUCGCGAAGUGGAGAAAUUAAGAAGACAGCUGAAGAUCUUGAUGAAUUUUUAAGCAAGGUUAGGACUGGUGGUCGUGUUUCUAAUGAGGAAAUUUUGGGUUUUGCGAAGUUGUUUAAUGAUGAGCUUACACUGGACAAUAUCAGCAGGCCCCGCCUAGUAAAUAUGUGCAAAUAUAUGGGAAUCAGCCCUUAUGGAACAGACACAUACUUACGCUACAUGCUUCGUAAGAGACUCCAAUGGAUUAAGAAUGAUGAUAAAAUGAUUCAAGCAGAAGGUAUUGAGUCCCUUUCAGAAGCUGAACUUCGUCAAGCUUGUAGGGAUCGAGGCCUACUUGGAUUGCUAUCCAUUGAAGAAAUGCGUCAACAGCUCCGUGAUUGGUUGGAUUUGUCUCUGAACCACUCUGUGCCAUCUUCUCUUUUGAUCCUUUCCAGAGCCUUCACUGUCUCUGGAAAGAUAAGGCCAGAGGAGGCUGUUCAAGCGACACUUUCCUCUUUGCCAGACGAGGUUGUGGAUACUGUUGGUGUCACUGCUUUGCCAUCUGAGGAUUCUGUUUCUGAGAGGAGGAGGAAAUUGGAGUUCCUAGAAAUGCAAGAAGAACUUAUAAAGGAGGAAGAAGAGAAAGAGGAAGAAGAGCAAGCUAGGAAGAAGGAAUAUGUAAUUAGUCAGGAAGAUAUUGCUUUGAAAGAGAUGACUGUUCCAACAGCACAGGAAGCACGAGAACAAGCUAGAGAUCGAGCAUUGGAGAAGCAAGGGCAGCUCUGUGAGCUUAGCCGUGCAUUGGCUGUACUAGCUUCUGCAUCUUCAGUUAGCAGGGAGCGUGAAGAAUUUUUGAGGAUGGUCAAUAAGGAGAUAGAACUAUAUAAUAGCAUGGUGGAGAAAGAGGGCACAGAUGGAGAAGAAGAGGCUAAAAGGGCAUACCAAGCUGCCAGGGAGGAUAGUGACCAUGCUGCUGAAAGGGCUGCUGGUGACAAGAUUUCUUCAGCUCUUAUAGACAGGGUUGAUGCCAUGCUUCAAAAGCUUGAGAAGGAAAUUGAUGAUGUUGAUGCUAAAAUUGGUGACCGUUGGCGACUACUUGACAGGGAUUCUGAUGGGAAAGUCACUCCAGAAGAGGUGGCUGCUGCAGCUAUAUACCUCAAAGACACCUUAGGCAAGGAUGGCAUCCAAGAGCUUAUAAGCAACCUUUCAAAAGAUAGAGAAGGAAGAAUUCUUGUUGAGGACAUUGUCAGAUUGGGUAGUCGAGCAGAGGAUUCCAAUACAGCUGAAGCAGGAAGAAUUUAGAUGUUAAUAGUAUUCCAAACUGCAUAUUCUUUGUUUUUGACUCGGUUUCUUUGAAGGUAUGUCUUCACAUUUUACCUGGCUGGGAUCAAGAAGGUAUUAAAGCCGUGUACCUCAGACAUGCUGAUUAGCACUCAGGGUACUGUGCAAUCAGAUAGAUGAUAAAAAAGACCUGAUUCUUUGUUGCAGUAGAUUAAAAGGAUGCAUUUCUUGCUGCUCUAAAUUUACUGCAAGAGAAAGAACAAUCAAAUAUACUAUAAGAAAUAACAAUGCUCAGAGUUGUAUUGUUGUUCUGAUACUUGACAAGUAGAAAUAAAUAUAUUUUUACAAGUUUAUUUAUCCCUCAAUGCAGAGGGAAUGAGGAAA